This is a messenger RNA of Oppiella nova, 1812 nucleotides long. NCBI's taxonomy places the organism in Eukaryota, Metazoa, Arthropoda, Arachnida, Sarcoptiformes, Oppiidae. The record is from the annotation of a GenBank genome assembly.
UUUGUUAUUUAUUUGUUUUAUCUCUCAUUUGUGAUAAUUAUAAGCAGUUUAUAAGCGGUGGUCAACAGUUGAUCCCUGAUCUGAAUCACCAGUGCUGUCGAUAUACACCAAUCAUCGACUUAUAGCUCACAUUUCAUAACAAGAUUUCAGUCGAGAUUUUUCCGAGAAAUUGAGAAAACUAUUUGUGAUUCACAUCACGUGAUCAGUGAGUGGUUCGCCAUUUGCACUGUUACUACAAAAAGCAGUACAAAAACAGUGUAUUUGUGUCACCAUUUGAAUCAAUUAACCAUUAGUUUCGUGGCCUUUACUGAUCACCACUUGUUAUCACCAUUUGUUACACACUAUUGAAUACAUCCAUUCAUCACAAUCAUGUCGGACGCGAAUACUGUGAGCGACGGACACUUGCUGUCGAUGGCCACCACAUCGGACCCGACGGUCACCCACCACUUGAGCCAAUCGCCAGACAUGGGAACCAAUGAGUUGGAGAAGAUUGUCAACAAUUACAACAGGAUUUGCUCGCAAUUACCGCAACUGAAUGGCUAUAACGCGUGGGUUCAGGACUUCUUCGCUCUUAUGAGGAGCGAGUGGACCCGUUUGCGGUCAUAUCACGCGCGGCCUAACUCGCAGUGGACGCUGGAGUACGUGUCGGCCGAGGAGUUGGCGAACGCCGGCUUCUUCUUCCUCAACGGCGACAGAGUUCAGUGCGCUUUCUGUCGCGGGAUUGUCAGCGGAUGGCAAAGAGGCGACCGACCGCUCGCUGAGCACAGCCGUCAUUACCCGCGCUGUCCGUUCAUUAUGGAGGAGGACGUCGGGAAUGUGCCCAUUGGUAGGGAUCCCAUUCGGGACGCCAAGCGGGGGCACGACGUUUGCGGUAAUAUGAGCGCACCGGAGGAGUCGGUGCUCAACUCGAUAGCGGUCAACAGCGCCGACAUAAAGGCGACUAAUAUGAGUGAAUACGGAGUGCAGCCCCAUAACGGACCCAAAAAUCCUAAUUAUAACUCCGUUGACAUGAGACGCCGUUCCUAUCAGAACAUGUGUUGGGAUGACUCCAUACCCGUGAGCACCGAUACGUUAGCGGAGGCCGGCUUUUACUCGAUUGGAAUGAGUGAUUACGUGAAGUGUUUCUACUGCGACGGCGGUCUCUGUAAUUGGGAGCCGGGCGACGACCCCUGGAUAGAGCACGCGAAGUGGUUCCCCGACUGUCACUUCGUACUGCUAAACAAAUCGCCGGAGUUUGUGGACGAGUGCCGCCAAAUGGUGGCCAACGAGAGGCAGACGAACGCGGAGCUGAACAGCGACUCCGACCCAGAGAUGGGUAGCUCUAGUGGUUACGACUCGGACGAGGAGAUUGUGAACGCGUUGGGCGUGCGAGCGGUGGCCGAGUGGAUGGGCACCGGUAUUGUGGUGCAAAUGCUGGAGUUGGGCGUCGGUAGCGUCGAUGUGAUCAAAGCGGUGCUCAAUAAGAGAUGGCACGCAGAGCGACAGCCGUACACGUCGUUCGCACAGCUGUACGACGCCGUCAUCUCCGAGACGAGGAAUGGACGCAAUGAACACAAUUGUCCAGUGAUUGCCAACAGAAUAGAUAAUCACAGUUCGGACGAACACUACAGCAGUGGUAGCGAUGAUGACUACCACUCCGGCGGCGAAGAGCCACCGCUGCCGUCAUCGCAGUCGUCACUAUCGUCGACCACAUCGUCGUUAUCCAACUAUACGUCUUCGCCGGCGCCGGAAGUGGCGUCCAGUGAUAGCGAGCCGACGACUCGCGUAGAACUGUCAGCAGACAACACAUUCUAUACAGACCUGGCGCUCUAG